ACAUUGCAAUCAGCUGCACAGUGACAAAUCAUAAAUUGACAAGUGACAAGGAUUCCGGACCGCUAAUAUUUUUUUAAAAUUAAGUCCAAUUUUGUAUAAUUAUUGCGUGUUUAAAUUGUAAAUUAAAUAAUAUUGAAAAUAUGGAAGACAUUCCACGUCUAGCAGUGGUGGAACAGCACACAGGAGACUCGGAAAAGUUUACCAAACUCUUGAUCGAGCUACUGCGAGUUAUCACAAACAUUUUAGAAAGCCCCCACGAUUACGAUUUACGGACUAUUCAAAGUGAUUUAUUAAAAAAACAUUUAGGAACUGAACCUUUUAGUGAAUAUCUAAAAUAUGUUGGAUUCCAAUUGACAAACGGUGAAAUAAUCUACCCCAAAGAACAGACUCUAAAUAAGUUGAGGAUAGCACAGGCAGCGAUUGAGCGGAAAAUCAGUAUUUGCUGUGGCCCGGUCAAGCCCAGCAGGAGAAACGUUACAUACGCGCAGUGUAUGGUACAAGCCAAGAGGCCGAAACUGGUCCCACUUAAUGCUCUGAACACAAAAAAUGCACUGUUAUUGAAAAUUCAAUCACUAUUCAACAACAUGAUCAAGUAUGAAGAUGAGGAGUUGCAGCAACUAGCCAGGGAAGAGAUUCCACUGGUCACGUUGCAACUCAUGGCUCUGGACAGGAUCAGGGAACAUCAGAGGAAAAUAAAAACUGGUGAAAUAAAGACCCACGAUCUCCCGUUUGACAUCGCGCUGCUGAUGGAGCUACUGGGGUGGUUCAAGCACAAGUACUUCAAGUGGGUGGACAAGCCGGAGUGCAACAAGUGCGGAGGGGCCACCAAGUACUCGGGGUCUUCUAGUAUGAAUACCCCGACGGAGACCUGUACUGUAGAGCUAUACACUUGCAUCCAAUGCGGCCGCUCCUCGGAGUUCCCGCGCUUCAACGACCCCAAGAUGCUAUUGCGCACGCGCCGCGGCCGCUGCGGCGAGUGGGCCAACUGCUUCACGCUGUUGUGUCGCGCGCUGGGAUACGACACGCGCUUCGUGUACGAUACAACGGACCACGUGUGGUGCGAGGUGUUCGACUACGACUCGCGCACGUGGCUUCACGUAGACCCGUGCGAGGCGAAGCUGAACGCGCCGCUGAUCUACAGCCACGGCUGGGGCAAGAAGCUGUCCUACGUCAUCGCCGUGUCACGCGACGACGUGCAGGACGUCACGUGGCGGUACACCACCAACUUUAAAGAGGUCCUAACCAGACGCACGCUGGUCUCAGAGCAUGAACUCCUGGCAGCCAUCAUGAUCCUGCGCGAGCGGCGUCAGCGGCAGGUGUCGGCGCCGCGCCGCGCGCACCUCACCCGCCGCACGCUCGGGGAGCUCGCGCAGCUCAUGUGCGAGAGAAAGCCAAGCGACUACGAGUGUCACGGGCGUAUAUCGGGCUCGAAGGAGUGGCGCACGGACCGCGGCGAGCUGGGCUGCGCCGCCGGGAAGGAGUUCAUCUUCCGCGAUCCUGGCUCCGUCGCCGUGCGUUACUACCCAGCCGCGGACGAGUACCGCGUGACAGGCCAGGCCACAGUAUCGCCGUGGAGCGCCGGCGCCUUCGCCGCGAGAAACGUCUUCCGCAAAGUCGAGUACGACUGGCAGCAGGUCUACAUCGCUAGGGAAGAGGGCGCGGAAAAAGGCUUCAUGUCGUGGAAGCUGCGCGCCAUAGACGGCGCAUGCUUCGACUCGCUGUGCGCGCGCGCCUCCUACGCCACCUUCCACUCGGGACAGGUGGAGUGGCCGUGCUGUUCUUUGAUAUGGACUAACAUGGAGUGUCUUUGA
This is a messenger RNA of Ostrinia nubilalis (European corn borer), 1811 nucleotides long. RefSeq names its product peptide-N(4)-(N-acetyl-beta-glucosaminyl)asparagine amidase (gene Pngl). Gene Ontology annotation, cellular component: cytoplasm; nucleus; cytosol. Gene Ontology annotation, molecular function: peptide-N4-(N-acetyl-beta-glucosaminyl)asparagine amidase activity. The transcript has 10 exons. Lineage: Eukaryota; Metazoa; Arthropoda; Insecta; Lepidoptera; Crambidae. The coding region runs from base 141 to 1811 and encodes 556 amino acids. The record is from RefSeq and is a predicted model, not a curated record. Gene Ontology annotation, biological process: protein deglycosylation; glycoprotein catabolic process; protein quality control for misfolded or incompletely synthesized proteins.